CCAUUUUUCCCAAGCCAAGAUUGAGACCAACAAGCACAGGACGCUAUUACUGCCUUGCGUAGAAGCUACUAAACGUCACCAGCAACGAUUCCACCAUUUUAUUCGUCCCUGAAGCUCGUGCUCCCGUCAGCGAACGUCUAGGUCUCUCUCCAUACAGCAAACUAGCGCUUUCGUGCGGACUUUGCAGUUGCUUUCCGUCACGAAAUCAACACUUCGUCACAAACCUUCAGGCAUCGACCUCCAUUGACCUCUGCUGCCAUCGGCGUCUGAAGCAGAACUUCACGCCGUGCAUAGCGGAUAGCGCCUCGUAAUUCGUGAACCGCGAAACUCACAUCGCCGCAUACGCGAGACAUGGCGUCGACGCGCAAGUUCCUGGUAGCCGUGGACGACAGUGAGGUGUCGGCGUACGCGUUCACGUGGGCCAUCACGAACCUCUUCCGCGCGGGGGACUCCGUGCUCGUGCUCACCGCCAAAAACUACGCGCCCGACAUGCCACUGCCCACCGCCGACAUCGCCGCAGGGGGCGAGUACGCGGUGCCGCUGGUGGCGCCGGUGUCGCAGGAGGAGCAGCUGGCGGUGGAGGAGCGGGCGCGUGCGCUGGUGGACAAGUACAUGCGCCAGUGCGAGCAGGCGCAGGUGGUGAGCGAGGGCGAGGUGGUGCAGGGCGACCCCGGGCCGCACAUCGUGAAUGAGGCAGCGCGCAUGGUGGCGGACGCGCUCGUUUUGGGCAGCCAUGGCCGCGGAAUUCUCGGCAGGACCUUUCUGGGAAGCAUCAGCGACUAUGUCAGGCACCACUCCACUGUGCCGGUGGUGAUAGUGCGGCAGCCCAAGGCAGGCGAGGCGGCGCACGACGCGCUGACGAGCUCGGGCAUGGCGAGGCGCGUCGUGAUCGCCGUGGACGAGAGCAGCGAGGCGGACUUCGCGUUCGCGUGGGCGAUGCGGCACGUGGUGCAGGACCGCGACCGCCUCACGGUGCUGCACGUGCAGAACCCCAUCGCCGCGCCCACCUCGCUCGGCAUCGCAGACCAGUUCGGCAUGGAGGACGUGUACAUGCCGCCCGACACCAGCAACCGCGCCAACGUGAAGGCGCUGGACGACAGCGAGAAGCUCGUCGAGCGAUUCAUGCGCCUCGUGGGGGAGGGCAGCAAGGCGGAGUGCGAGGGGCGGGUGGUGAUGGGCCCCACGGAGGAGCGCCUGGUGGAGGAACUCAAGCAGCUCAACGCCGACCUGGCCGUGGUGGGCACCAGGGAUCACGACGUCAUCUCUCGCACGUUCCUUGGAAGCGUCAGCGACUAUCUCGCGCACAACUGCCCGUGUCCCCUGGUGGUGGCGAAGAUGCCCAAGCCCGACUCCCGCCCCGGCUCCACGCAGGCCUCUCCGCGCGACUCCCACCAGCACGCCAUCUGACUCCCCCCCCCCUCCGCUGCCGCUGUCGCUGCCGCUGCCGCUGCUGCUGCCGAUGACUCUGGAAUCUGUACCAGCUUUUGUUGGGUGGGGGCAACUCCUGGGGUGAGGAGCACCCAUGGUGGCAGCUCUCGUAGCAGCUUUGGUGGCAGAGGGGCCAACAGCAGCAGCAACAGGGUGUGGAAGCCCAACUACAUUAGAGGCAGUGUCAGAGAUGUUCAGACAUUUGGAAUGGCAACAGUCAUGCACUCCACUGGAGUGCACAAGUUGGACGUAUCCCAACAUCGUCUCUCCUGCAUCCCGCCCUCAAUUGUCCUUGCUUGCCCCACCCCCUUCGCUCAGCCCUGCUCACACUCCUUGCUCAUAAAGCCCUACCACCUCUAGCUCUCCAUGCAUUCUGAUGCAACGCUUUUGGCUCACAUCACAUGUGUGGGUGGUCUUCAUUUGAUGGCUAUCAUCCCCCCUUCUAUGUAUUCGCUGCUAGCCCCCUUAGUGCUUUUGCUCGCUUGCCACUACUUUGUCAUUUACCCCACUCUACUCAAAAGCCAUGUUGGACUCGUUUCAUUGACAAGUCUGCCUUUGUGUAAAGUUUUUAAUUUUAGAGACAGC
Molecule: messenger RNA, 2013 nt
Organism: Closterium sp. NIES-67
Lineage: Eukaryota; Viridiplantae; Streptophyta; Zygnematophyceae; Desmidiales; Closteriaceae
Source: the annotation of a GenBank genome assembly